AUGGUUUCUUUGGAGUCUAUUCGCACAUCGAAUCUUGAGGCUAGCAAUUUGGAGAAUUUGGUAGCUGUGUUUGUCGGAGGUACGCAUGGUGUCGCCGAGAGUACGAUCAGGGAGUUGUUUAUGCGAACAACAACACCGCGAGCAUACAUAAUCGGCAGGAGUCAGGAGAAAGCAGAGAACCUUUGUAAGGAGCUCGAAGACCUCAACCCUGGAUCAAAAGCCAUCUUUAUCAACAAAGACAUCAGCGUGUUGAAGAAUGUCGAUGAUGUCUGUCUGGAACUGCAACACAGAGAGAAGAAGAUCAAUAUCUUGUUUCUUUCUGCUGGUUACAUGUCCUUGAGUGGUCGAAAUGAAACACCAGAGGGAUUGGAUCAUAAAAUGGCCGUGAACUAUUACUCCAGAAUACGCUUCAUCAUGAAUCUCAUGCCCGAACUUACAGAAGCUGGAAAAAACCACGAGCUAUCACGCGUCUUGACUGUCCUCGCAGCAGGAUCAGAAGCCGACAUCGACAUGGACGACAUGGACCUCCGAAAGAAUUACACGCUGCAUGCAUGCCUCUCCCACUGCGUGAUGAUGACAGAUUUCAUGAUGGAAGAAUUCGCAAAGAGACACCCACAAACGUCCUUCAGUCAUUCCUAUCCUGGUACUGUCAAGUCUGGAAUCACAAACCAACUCACUGGACCCAUCAGACUCGGUGUUAAGGUGCUCUACUCAGUCAUGACACCUUGGAUCUUGAACUUCAGAGAAAGUGGCGAAAGACACAUGUUCCAAAUCACCAGCUCAAUGUACAAAGCCAAAGAUGGAGCUGCUGGAAUCCCACUCAACGGUGGCUUGGACAUUGCAGUUGGUAUGGAUGGACAAAAGGGGUCAGGAGCAUAUUUGUUGGAUUGGGACGGUAGGCCAGCAGGCGACAUGGGGAUCCUUGCAAGGUAUCGUGAGAAGAAUGCGGGACCAAAGAUAUGGGAGCACACCAUGACAGCUAUCAAAAAGGCGACAUCGAAAAAGAGAUUGGCAGAUGACAAUGAGCAAGAGGAGCAGAAGCGUAGAGAACAGCACGCUGCUGCUGCUCCAAAUUUGGCUGGAUGGAGAGCUGGUUGA
Aureobasidium melanogenum CBS 110374 is the source of this 1098-nucleotide messenger RNA. RefSeq lists its product as uncharacterized. Lineage: Eukaryota; Fungi; Ascomycota; Dothideomycetes; Dothideales; Saccotheciaceae. The transcript is spliced from 4 exons. Gene Ontology annotation, biological process: secondary metabolic process. The record is from RefSeq and is a predicted model, not a curated record. Bases 1 to 1098 code for a protein of 365 amino acids.